AGCGCGAGACACGAGUGCUGUAAAUCCGACCAGUUCAAGCUAAAACUGACGCUAGAUGCCGUAAUAUUUACAGUCUGGGUGUGAGAGAUGUUCCCAAUCUGUAGAGUUUGGCAUUAAUCGGCUCCAGAAUUGAUGUAAAUCUGGUCCUGUGGGCGACGGGAUCACAACUCGCACAACAAUUCACCAAUAAAUACUGGGAAUAUUCCCAUCAUCCUACAAGAGAAGGACAAACUCCAGGAGUAGCAGCUGAAAUCUGUGUGACUGUUAAAGAUGGAGUUUAUUAAAGAGGAGAUGGAGGUUAUUAAAGAGGAGAUUGAAGACAUGAGUUAUCCAGAACCAUCCAGAAUAAAACAUGAAGAUACUGAGGAACAAAUAGACCAGAUGGAAACGAUGGAGCAAAAACACAAACUGAAUGAAGUGGAUGAAAAACAUGGUAACUUAAAAACUCAACAAAAACCCCCCAAAAAGCUGCACACCUGCUCCCAGUGUGGAAAGUUUUACACAUAUAUAUCUGGACUCAAAAAACAUCUGUGUUUUCCCUCUGGAGAGAAACCAUUCAACUGUGAUCAGUGUGGGAAAGAUUUUAUUUCAUCAUCAAAUCUAAAACAACACCUGAAACUUCAUUCAGGUGAGAGGCCUUAUGUGUGUUCUGUCUGUGGAAAGAGUUUUACACGGCUGGAUCAUUGUAAACAGCACCAGAAAUCACACAAUAAAGUGAAAGAUCAUGUGUGUUGUGACUGUGGGAAGAGCUUUACUAGAACUGAAUAUCUGAAACAGCACCGAAGAAUUCAUACUGGAGAAAAACCUUACACGUGCUCAUCUUGUGACAAGAGUUUCACUUAUUCUGCAUCACUGAAAUCACACGAGGUAGUUCAUACUGGAGAGAAGCCGUACAAAUGUACUCAGUGUGAGAAGAGUUUCAGAAGUAAAAUUGUUCUCGAAAAUCAUCUGCGUGUUCACACUGGAGAAAAGCCAUUUAGCUGUGAUCAUUGUGGUAAAGGUUUUAAUUUAUCUUCAAAUUUAAAAGAACACAUGAAAAAACAUUCAAAUGAGAGGCAAUAUGUGUGUUAUUUUUGUGGAAAGAGUUUUACAUGGAUAAACUCUCUUAAACAGCACCAGAUAAUACACACCGGUGUGAGAGAUCAUGUGUGUGGUGACUGUGGGAAGAGCUUUACUAGAGCUUCUUGUCUGAGACUGCAUCAAAGAAUUCAUACUGGAGAAAAACCUUGCAAGUGCUCACAUUGUGACAGAAGUUUCAGUCACUCUUGGUCUCUGAAAGUACAUGAGCGAACUCACACUGGAGAAAAACCUUACAAGUGUUCAUACUGUGACAAGAGUUUCGCUCAGUCUGGAACCCUGAAAGAGCAUAAUAAGCGGCUUCAUACUGGAGAGAAGCGCUGCACUCAGUGUGGAGAGACUUUUCCAUCUUCAUCAAGCCUUCUUAUUCAUAUACAAAAAUAUCAUGAUACGUUGUAA
This is a messenger RNA of Rhinichthys klamathensis goyatoka, 1476 nucleotides long. RefSeq names its product zinc finger protein 501-like. Gene Ontology annotation, molecular function: DNA-binding transcription factor activity; RNA polymerase II cis-regulatory region sequence-specific DNA binding. The coding region runs from base 271 to 1476 and encodes 401 amino acids. Lineage: Eukaryota; Metazoa; Chordata; Actinopteri; Cypriniformes; Leuciscidae. Gene Ontology annotation, biological process: regulation of transcription by RNA polymerase II. The record is from RefSeq and is a predicted model, not a curated record. The transcript has 3 exons.